This is a messenger RNA of Mucor mucedo, 1438 nucleotides long. Its product is annotated as major facilitator superfamily domain-containing protein. The record is from RefSeq and is a predicted model, not a curated record. The transcript is spliced from 8 exons. Bases 61 to 1380 code for a protein of 439 amino acids. Lineage: Eukaryota; Fungi; Mucoromycota; Mucoromycetes; Mucorales; Mucoraceae. Gene Ontology annotation, biological process: transmembrane transport. Gene Ontology annotation, molecular function: transmembrane transporter activity.
UUCUUUCUCCAUUUUUUUUUUUUUUUUUUUUUUUUUUAUAUAUAUACAUACACAUAAAAAAUGACGAGAAAUUCAGCUGCGUUAGAGGAGCAUACCAGUGCAUGGUCAAAAGCACGUCGUUCCAACAUUGGCGUGGCCUCGGUGGUUGCCCUUACAUUAUUUACUGACAUGCUCGUCUAUGGCGUUGUUAUACCUUGUUUACCUAUUCUUGUCAUUGAUCGAUUAAAGGGAGAUUCCACCAUGGUUGGAUUUUUAUUUGGAUGUUACGCGUUUGGUUUACUUUUAGCAACUCCUGUGUUUGCAAUCUUAUCAGACCGUUAUCAAAAUAGAAGAUAUCCGAUGAUGGGUGGCAUGUUAGGAUUAGUUGUUUCAACACUCGCCUUUGCCGUUGCAGAUACCUAUCCCUUAUUAGUUUUAGCUCGUGUUGCUCAAGGUGUUGCGGGUGGUGCCUCUUGGACGAUUGGUUUAGGAUUGUUAGCAGAUGUAUUCCCCACAAAGAGUUUAGGCGUCGUUAUGGGAACUGUGUUAACAUCGCAUACGGUGGGUUUCGCUAUUGGUCCUGCAGUAGGAGGAUUUCUUUAUGAGUAUGGAGGAUUCGCUGCUCCCUUUCUCUUUUGUGCUGCCUUUGCCGUGCUCAACUUUUUCGCCAUUGUUUGGUUGGCGGAGCCCAAACAUGAACAUAUCGAGGAAACCUCAGAUCACGUCUCGCGCGCUCAAGAAGACAUCGAGGAUGAAAGUACCCCUUUAAUCAACUCUAAAAAACCCAAAGUAAAGCUCACCAUGAUCAGUCUUCUCAAAAAUUGGCGUAUCCUGUCCUGUGUCUUGUGUGUCACCGUCAGUGCUUCCGUUUUCGCUGGUAUCGAGCCUGCCUUACCCAUUCAUUUACAAGAUAAUUUCAAUGCAUCCGCAUCUACCAUUGGUCUGAUUUUUGUUGCCAUGGUCAUUCCUGCUUUCCUUGCUCCUGUCAUCGGUCACAUUUCUGACAAGAUUGGUAGACAAGCAAUUAUUGCUACAGGUAUGGUCUUAAUGGCUGUUGCUUCACCUUUAGUAGCCCUCAACUAUUCAUCCAUCUACUACAUUAUUCCUCCUCUUAUGGUAUUCGGACUUUCCAGUCCUGUCACACUGACACCUAUUCUUCCAGAAAUGGGAGAAACUGUGCAUGAAAUGGGUGGCGCUGCCUAUGCUCAAGUGUAUGCAUUAUACAAUAUGGCGUAUUCGAUUGGUAUGUUUGUUGGUCCUGUUGUUGCAGGAUUGAUCAUGUCUGCUUCUGGUUUUGAGACAUUGAUGAUUGUAUUUGCUACCGCUCUUCUUCUCUGUUCUCCCAUCAUGUUGAAUUGGGCUGCCGUCUAUAGAAAGGUCAUUUCAUUCUUUUCCAAGUAACCCAUCUUUAAAAAACAGAAAAACCAAAUAAAUAAACAAAUGUACAUACUAUUAUUAU